Molecule: messenger RNA, 438 nt
Organism: Schistosoma turkestanicum
Lineage: Eukaryota; Metazoa; Platyhelminthes; Trematoda; Strigeidida; Schistosomatidae
Source: the annotation of a GenBank genome assembly
AUGCCUGCAGGUAAACCUUCUGGUCUGAAGACUGCGCGCAAGCUUCGGGACCAUCGACGAUCUCAGAAAUGGUCAGAUAAAGCAUACAAGAAGGCUCAUAUUGGAACGAAAUGGAAAGCUAAUCCCUUCAAAGGUGCUUCACAUGCCAAAGGUGUUGUACUUGAAAAGCUUGGUGUUGAAGCUAAACAGCCUAAUUCUGCUAUUCGCAAGUGUGUUCGUGUUCAGCUCCUUAAGAAUGGAAAGAAAAUCACUGCUUUCGUACCGAAUGACGGUUGUCUGAACUUCAUCGAAGAAAAUGACGAAGUUCUUGUUUCUGGUUUCGGGCGGAAGGGACACGCUGUCGGUGACAUACCUGGUGUAAGAUUCAAGAUUGUUAAAGUUGCAGGUGUAUCCCUCAAAGCUUUGUACACACACAAAAAGGAAAGACCAAGAGCUUAG